Molecule: messenger RNA, 2935 nt
Organism: Hypoxylon trugodes
Lineage: Eukaryota; Fungi; Ascomycota; Sordariomycetes; Xylariales; Hypoxylaceae
Product: P-loop containing nucleoside triphosphate hydrolase protein
Exons: 2
Coding region: 311-2305 (664 amino acids)
Cellular component (GO): intracellular anatomical structure; catalytic step 2 spliceosome
Molecular function (GO): RNA binding; ATP binding
Source: RefSeq, a predicted model, not a curated record
CUUAUGGGUACUUAGGUACACAACUAUCUUUAAUGUCACUAAGCUUCAAUAGCAAAUCCAAAUCCAAACAGCAAAUUCUCGAAUACCUACCAGCCUGCCUGCCUAGCACACCAAGUUGAGAGUGCUCAAUUCAGAUUAAAUUCUACAUAGUAGACCGUUUAUGCCACAAUCCACCCAGAGUCAGAUUUAAUUACCUGUAUAGAUACUGGGUAAAUCAUGGAUGACACUUAUACGUCUGAUUCUCGAGUACACGACUUAUAGUUCGGAGGUGUGAAGUAAUAGUUCGGAGCCAUUCUUACAGAGACUCGCCAUGGCGGAUUUUGAUCUCGAUUCGAGUUUCAUUCCUGCUCUUCAUAAGCCUUCGGCGCUACUACCUAUUGCCAAGCAUCACGAUAGUCUACUAUAUCUAAUUGAGAAAAAUCCCGUCACUAUCGUCGUAGGGCAGACAGGCUCCGGCAAGACUACUCAAAUACCACAAUUUCUCGAGCACGCGGGAUGGUGCUCUGACGGUAAGAUAAUUGGUGUUACACAGCCCCGGCGUGUAGCUGCUACAACCGUAGCUAUCAGAGUCGCCGAGGAGUUUGGCUGCGAGCUUGGGAAGGAGGUCGGCUAUUCAAUUAGAUUCGAGGAUGUAACAUCUGCUGCGACUCGUAUCAAAUUCCUAACUGACGGCUUACUCAUUCGAGAGGCUCUGGUCGAUCCGCUCUUAUCACGAUACUCGGUGAUUAUGGUCGAUGAGGCGCAUGAGAGGUCUAUAAGUACAGAUAUUCUUCUCGGUCUUUUAAAGAAAAUAAGAAAACGGAGACCGGAACUCCGAAUAAUCAUAAGUAGUGCAACUCUUCAAGCCGAGGAUUUCUUAAGUUUCUUUUCGCAGUCGGAAAGCCGGGAACCCUCCGACGACGAAAAUAAUGAAAUCGGUUCAAUAAUCAGUCUUGAAGGUAGAAUGUACCCGGUUGACAUUCUUUACUUGGAAUCACCGGCCGAGGAUUAUGUUGAAAAAGCAAUAUCUACGGUUUUUGAUAUCCACACCAAAGAGCUAGACGGCGAUAUUUUAGUCUUUUUAACUGGCCGUGAAGAGAUUGACACAGCGGUCCAAGCUGUUGGGGAACGAGUUCCUCAACUUCCCCCAGGAUCUCAGUCGAUCUUAGCCUUACCGUUAUAUGCAGGAUUAUCCACAGAACAACAAAUGUUUGUGUUCGACAGCCCACCUGAAAAUACAAGAAAAGUUAUUUUCUCAACUAAUAUCGCGGAAGCGUCCGUGACAAUCGAUGGCAUUGUUUAUGUCAUUGAUUCGGGUUUCGUGAAGUUAAGGGCCUUUGAUCCUAAGACUGGAAUUGAGACAUUAACAGCAACCCCAGUCUCCAAAGCAGCUGCUUUGCAGCGCGCGGGAAGAGCUGGUCGUACGAAACCCGGCAAAUGUUUCCGGCUUUACACCGAGAAAUUAUACCGGGUCUUACCUGAUGCGAACAUACCAGAAAUACAAAGAUCCAAUCUCGCACCAUUCAUUGUACAACUUAAAGCGCUUGGGAUUGAUAAUGUUGUGCGCUUCGAUUACCUGACACCUCCACCUGCGGAACUCAUGAUCAAAGCGACAGAACUGUUGUUCUCCCUGGGCGCUCUGGAUGAGUAUGCUAAAUUAACAAAACCGUUGGGUAUGCGGAUGGCAGAGCUCGCAGUUGAACCUAUGAUGGCUAAAACAUUGUUGACGGCUUCUUCAUUCGGCUGUCUCAGUGAGAUAUUGACGAUAGCAGCCAUGACCAGCCUUGGCAGUUCCAUUUGGAUUCAAAGAGAUGGAGAAAAGAAACAAAUGGAGUCCUCAAGACGAAAAUUCGCUGCUGAAGAAGGCGACCACUUGACGCUACUGAAUGUUUACCAAUCCUUUAUAACCAAGGGCAAGAAGGAGUCGAAGUUUUGUCAUGAAAACCAUAUCAAUUUCAAAGCUUUGACCCGUGCAGUGAGUAUCAGAGCGCAAAUGAAACGCUACCUGGAACGGUUUGGGAUAACGGUAGACGAGAGCCUCAAGACAUCAGUCGCCAACAAGGGAGAGCAAAUUCGAAGAUGCCUCACGACGGGCUAUUUCGCCUACGCGGCGAGGAUGCAGCCCGAUGGGAGCUUCCGUAAUGUUGAAGGUGGAACGACGCUUCAUGCGCAUCCUAGCUCUUUGAUGUUUAAUCGUAAAGCUGAUUGGGUAAUUUUCCACGAAGUGAUGGAAACCGGCAGCAAGAUUUUUAUCCGCGACAUUAGCAAGAUUGAGAAGGGAUGGCUUUUAGAAUACGCAUCAGGAUACUACCAAUUAAAGUCUUGAUGACAAAAAAAAAAGCAGUUUUUGACUUGCUAGACCUAUUCGACGAUGGACUCGUUACAACUGCAAUUGACACUGAAUUUGCUUGUGAGACUACCUAGGUACUUCCCCCCUUACUAAGUUCGGCUGUUCAAGAUGGGCUUGUUGAAGAGACCAAUGAAGCAAACUGCAGGACGGAAUUAUUGAGACAAUGUCAUAGUCACUAUUACUUUCAAAACCUGUUGAGGCUGAGACGGGAAUAACCAAUCGUAAGGGCAAGUUUUAAAAAGAAACAAACUUAACGUUAGCUUGGCACACUAGCUAACCGUGGAUAAGUACAUUGCUCUCGUACUUCUUAUUAUGGGAUGAUGUCUUUUGUCUUUCCUGAUUGACCCAUGGGUGAACUUACUGUACCUAACCUAACCGUCUGGGUCGGUACAGCGAAUUGGGAUCCAACCAUCUGACGCGAACCAUGUAAAUGAAGUAUUUAUAACGGGAUGGAGUCUCCAGGAUUACCAACCGUAUGAAGGAAUGAUUAUUGAAGAAAUAAUGAAUUGGAAAUUGUAGGCCUCGUUUUGUUCAAUAAAGGUAAUUCAUAAACAUAAUGACAUGUUCAUCUCGUCAGUUACCAAAUUGAGCAUGCGACAAUUUAAC